Messenger RNA from Mesorhabditis belari, 1365 nucleotides. Lineage: Eukaryota; Metazoa; Nematoda; Chromadorea; Rhabditida; Rhabditidae. The record is from the annotation of a GenBank genome assembly.
AUGCUUUCAGCCGUCUUGUUCCUAUUGCUUUCUGUGCAUGCUUUGGCGGACACAUGUCCACAAGGAUCAAUCGAUUAUGGCGAUCGACAGGAGUGCAUUUAUCCAGUUAAUUCAAACGGAAAUUACACAAUUGCCCGUCAAAUUUGCCAAAAUCUCAAUGGUCAACUCAUCAAAAUCCGUGACAUUUUUGAGAAUGUCAUGACGGGAACUGAAGCCGAAAUGGCAAUUGGCACCAAUAGUCAAUCGUUUAUCGGAGUGAUCAACACGCCCAACAACGUUUGGAUUUACGAUGACGGAACUCCGCUACAAUAUCAGAAUUGGGCUCCAGGACAUCCACUCUCGAAUGCAACGUGUGCCGUGCAAAGUUGUGCGAAGAACUAUCAAUGGACAUCGGUUGGAUGUGAUGAGAGUUAUACAUUUAUCUGUUCGAUUCCUGAGACGACAACUUCAACCACAACAACGACAAAGACGACGACUACAACGACAACGACAACGACAACAACAACAACAACAACAACUACGAUGACAACAACCACAACAACUACGACCACGACAACUACAACGACUACCACAAUGAACCCUUGUUCAUCGGCAGACGGUUGGGUGGCACGUGCUGGCUUUUGUUACUAUUUUCAUAAUGCUCAACUUCAACUCAAAAAGCAGUCAUUUAACCAAAGCGAAGCACAAAAAGCGUGUCGAUCGAGAGGUGCUAUGCUCGCUUCCGUUCACAGCGAUGAGGAAUUCAACUUUUUGAAAGGCAACAUUGCCACAAACUCCAAGAAUCAACCGGAUCUUUAUUGCCAACGUGAUCAAGCAUUGAUCGGAUUGACAUGUGUUUGGCCUGAUGAACCGGCUUGGUUCGAUAAAACGCCUUUCGAUUAUGAUUUAACGAGAGGACAAUGCAAUCUUGGAUAUGCGAUAAUCAACGAUGAUCGUUGUGGUAGUGAUGUCGAUUAUUGGGAUGAUUGGGCUGACGGAACUCUUUUCACUCGAUAUAUUUGCAAGAAAAGAAUCAAAUCAAUCAAAAUGCGUUUCCUGUUGUGCGUGUCGCUUUUUGCAGUCAUCACUUUUGCAAAGAGAAUGAAAAGAGAGGAUAUUUGUUCGCUUCCACCAGUGGUUGGAUCAUGCAGAGCCCUCUUUUCUCGUUACUAUUACAAUCCAACAAGCGGUCAAUGUGAAACAUUCUCUUAUGGAGGAUGUGAUGGAAAUGGGAACAAUUUCAAGAGGCCGACCGAAUGUGAAGAUGCCUGUGUUAAGAAAACCGCUGCUGAUUGUGCAUUGCCACGAGAAGUCGGAUCAUGCAGAGCUCUCCUAUCUCGUUUCUUUUACAAUUCCGAGACAAAGAAGAUCAUUGGCUCAUCCUGC